AAUCCUUUUAUCACCCAGGUUUGACCUGCUGGACUUACUCGCACGCGACACGUCCAAGUCUUCACAUAUAUAUACCUACACCAUCGGGCAGGCUCCCACUUUUUGCCCUCGACGACUCCCCACUGCCGCUCCACCUCCAAUCCAACCACAGCACAUCCGCCAUCAUGGUCAACAAGAUCCUGUUCUGGUCAGGCUUCGGCCUCGCCGUAAGAUUCUGGCAACUCGGAAUCGAGAUGCGCCCCUUCUUCCAGCGCGAAAACUGGCUUAUCUACCCCAUCUAUGGAGGUCUCGGAGCAUCAUUCGGAUACUGGCUGCAAGGCGUGGACGACAAGCAAAUGCGAUAUUUGGGCGACGCGAGACAGAGACUGAUCGAGAAGCGAAAGCGGCGAGCGGAGCGAGAAGGACAAAACCUGGGCUCCGACUUUCAAAAGCACCAAGCUGGCUCGGUCGCAACAACGGAACAACGUGGAGCUGCGGCAUAAGACAGUCCGUCUCUCGGCGGGCAUGUGACUCCAUAAUGGGGAGAGCAGGUUGGCGUAUGAGUGUUAUAUGACUUCAAGCAGUACAGAAGGAGGCACCGAAAAGGGCGGAGCGUUCGCAUUGCUGUGGGCCGUCAAGCAUGAUGACUGCAGCAUAUCCCUCGCUUCUAUGAUAUUCAUGAGUGAGGUGUAAUGGCAAGGCAGUCUUGAAGAAAUGGUGGCAUUGCCGUGAAAGAUGAUGCCUUCUUGAAACUGUACUGUACACACCUAGGUAGUAUACUGCCACGAACGGCCACACCUAGCGGUGGCUUACUCGCAAACGGCAACUCCGUUUCACUUCAGAAC
Sphaerulina musiva SO2202 is the source of this 824-nucleotide messenger RNA. RefSeq lists its product as uncharacterized. NCBI's taxonomy places the organism in Eukaryota, Fungi, Ascomycota, Dothideomycetes, Mycosphaerellales, Mycosphaerellaceae. The record is from RefSeq and is a predicted model, not a curated record. The transcript is spliced from 2 exons. Bases 165 to 482 code for a protein of 105 amino acids.